AUGACUAAUAAUCGUGUUUUAAAACCCUAUUGUGAUGUGUUUAUCAACCAUAGAGGAACCGACACGAAACGUACCGUAGCUACAUUGCUUUACGAUCAUCUUUCUAGGUUUAAUCUAAAACCUUUCUUGGAUAACAAGAAUAUGAAGCCAGGUGAUAAGUUGUUUGAUAAUAUUAAUGAAGCAAUUAGGCAAUGUAAAAUAGGGUUAGCUGUUUUUUCUCCUCGUUAUUGUGAGUCAUACUUUUGCCUGCAUGAACUUGCUCUUAUGAUGGAGACAAGAAAGAAAGUUAUUCCGAUCUUUUGUGACAUUAAGCCGUCGGACCUUCACGUCGUCGGAAAUGGACAAUAUUCCGAUGAGGAGAUUAUUAGGUUUAAUCAGGCGAUUGAAGAAGCUAAAUACACUGUUGGCCUUACAUUCGACUCUUUAAAAGGGAAUUGGUCUGAAGUGGUGACAAGUGCGUCCGAUAUUGUUAUCAGUAGCUUGAUUGAGAUUGAGAGUGAAAAACUUUUACAUCUUAGGAAGGUGCCAAUGCAUGGAAUAUGA
Mercurialis annua (annual mercury) is the source of this 543-nucleotide messenger RNA. Its product is annotated as probable 2' cyclic ADP-D-ribose synthase BdTIR. The record is from RefSeq and is a predicted model, not a curated record. NCBI's taxonomy places the organism in Eukaryota, Viridiplantae, Streptophyta, Magnoliopsida, Malpighiales, Euphorbiaceae. The transcript is spliced from 2 exons. Bases 1 to 543 code for a protein of 180 amino acids. Gene Ontology annotation, biological process: signal transduction.